AUGAAGAGAAGACGCUGGCACUACUGCUGGUUGUCGUCCGCUGCUCGCUUGGAGAAAGAAAGGGGGGAGGGGAGCAGCUGCUGUCCGUUGUUAAUGCUGCCGGUCGGAGAUGCUGCCUGUCGCUGUUUAUUGCUGCUGCUGGUGGCUUCCCAUCGUGCUGUCCUGGAAAAAGUAGAAACGAAAAGGAUGAGGAAGGGGAAGACAGAAGGGGAGAUGGAGAGAGAGGAGAAGGGGCGAGGGGAGGAGAGAAAGAAGAGGUGGGGCGGAGAGGCGCCUGAAGAUUGUUGGGUGCUGCUGCUGCUAAUGCCAGUAGUCUUCCCGGUACUGCUGUUCUCGCCGGCAAAAUGGAGGGGAAGGGAAGGAGAAAAUUGUGCGACGGGAGGGAGGCAGAGAGGGAAGGGGAGAGGGGAGAAGAAAAAGAGGGAAACGAGGAGGGGAAAAGGGAAAGGGAGACGAAAGGGACAGGAGAAGAAGGAGGGUGGCGCUGGAGAGAGGAGAGGCACCUUGCUGGUCAGAGAAAGGGAGAGAGAGAGAGGGGCGACGGGAGAGGGGAGAAGAAGAGAGGGCGAGAGAGAGGUGCAGUGGCUGGUGAGGAAGGAAGAGGAAGAAGAAUUUUAG
Molecule: messenger RNA, 618 nt
Organism: Solanum lycopersicum (tomato)
Lineage: Eukaryota; Viridiplantae; Streptophyta; Magnoliopsida; Solanales; Solanaceae
Source: RefSeq, a predicted model, not a curated record